Nerophis ophidion (straightnose pipefish) is the source of this 3945-nucleotide messenger RNA. RefSeq names its product ADAM metallopeptidase domain 28 (gene adam28). The transcript has 22 exons. Gene Ontology annotation, biological process: proteolysis. Gene Ontology annotation, molecular function: metalloendopeptidase activity. NCBI's taxonomy places the organism in Eukaryota, Metazoa, Chordata, Actinopteri, Syngnathiformes, Syngnathidae. Gene Ontology annotation, cellular component: plasma membrane. The record is from RefSeq and is a predicted model, not a curated record. The coding region runs from base 231 to 2534 and encodes 767 amino acids.
UUGAUAGUGGACCCGCCACAACAUAUAUGCAGGAUGUAGUGUUCUUCCUGCAUUCCUGAAGCAUGGCGGGCGUGUUGAGGCCGUCAGUCGGCGAAGUGUCGUCAACGAGGAAGUCAAGUGUGUGAGUGGAGGUGUGGCGACGACGCGCAGGUGGACAACUUUAGUUUAGUCUGACGGGGAGAUAGUUCCUGCGACUAUGACAGUUAGUUGCUGUCCUCCAGCCUGAUAGUAUGAACGCUCCACUUCUGUGCUGGAUUCUUCUCCUAAAUGCCUCCUUCGCGCUCUCAGACAGCCAUGCUCCUGUCUUUGGAGAGGGGGAGCACUAUGAGAUCGUUAGACCUAUUAGACUUCACUCCGUCCAAAGACGACACACAGAGCACUUCAGGCCAGAGACUCUAAAGUAUGCCAUGACAGUUGGAGGAUUAGACCUGGAAAUGCAUUUGCAAAAAAACAUUGACUUAAUCACCAAAGACUACACAGAGACUUAUUAUCAAGAAGAUGGAACACGAGCCACCACAGCUCCAAAAGACAUUGAUCAUUGCUACUAUCAUGGCAAGAUUGUGAACGACAGUGAAUCCUCAGUUAGCAUCAGCACUUGUGAUGGACUCAGGGGUUAUUUUCGGACAUCCGCACAGAGGUACAUGAUUGACCCCCUUUCUGGUGAUGAUGAGGGGGAUCAUGCUGUGAUGGAGUUCAAUGAAACUGAAUAUACACCUGCAGUGUGUGGCGUCACCAACACUACGUGGGACACAGAUUUCGAGCCCCCAACAAGCCGUAGUCGCUCCAGAUCAGCGGGUAUAUCUAUUGUUCAGCAACAGAAAUACAUUGAGCUCUUCCUUGUUGCUGAUAACCGUGAGUUUGUGAGGAUGAAACGGGAUCAAACGGAGCUGAGGAAGAGGAUAUUUGAAAUUGUCAACUUUGUCAACAUGGUAUACAAGCCCCUGAGGACAUUCAUUGCUCUUGUUGGUUUGGAGAUCUGGUCAAAUGGUGACUUAAUCUCCAUCACCCCUCCGGCCGGAGCUAACCUCAAUGCUUUCAUGAAGUGGCGGAAUUCGGUGCUGAUCAAAAGAAAAAAACACGACAAUGCACAUCUUAUCAGUGGUAUUGACUUUGAAGGAGCCACUGUGGGCCUGGCUUACAUUGGGACUCUCUGUUCAGACCACUCUGUUGGGGUAGUGCAGGACCACAAUAAUCGGGCCAUCGCUGUGGGGGCCACACUGGCACAUGAGAUGGGCCAUAAUCUGGGCAUGAAUCAUGAUGACUCCAGUGCAUGUGCCUGUUCUGGUGAAAGCUGCAUUAUGGCUGCAGCCCUCAGCUACGACAUCCCACGCUCAUUCAGCAGCUGCAGCAGCAGUUUUUUUGAGAGAUACUUGACCAGCCGCACCCCAGAAUGUCUGCUGGACGAGCCUAACUACUUGAGUCUGGUGACUCCCUCGGUCUGCGGCAACGGUUUCGUUGAGAAAGGCGAGCAGUGCGACUGCGGCACUGAAAAGGAGUGCACCAACCCAUGCUGCAAUGCCACCACCUGCAGUCUGAGUGAGGGCUCCCAGUGCGCAGCAGGCGAAUGCUGUGAAAAGUGUAAGAUCCUAUCUCGAUCCCGGGAGUGUCGGAGGAAGCAGGAUGAGUGUGAUCUAGCAGAGUACUGCGACGGAGAGAGCGCCGUCUGCCCAGAAAAUGUCUUCAACGUGAACGGACUGCCGUGCGAUGAAGGUUCUGGUUUUUGCUACAAUGGCCAGUGUCCAAAAAGAUCAAGCCAAUGCAUCAAAAUGUAUGGCUCAGGUGCUGUUGAGGCGGACUCUUACUGCUACAACCAGAACACCAGAGGAACCUACUAUGCCUUCUGCAAACGUCCCUCAAAUGAUCGGCACAUCCCCUGUCAGAAAGAAGAUGUAUUUUGUGGGAAGCUCUUUUGUCACAAGGGUAAAGACAACCCAAACUACGGCCGCAUGGUGAGGGUUGGAGAAUGCAAGGCAGCAUUCUUUGCAGACUUCACCAAAGACUAUGGCCAAGUCGAAGCUGGGACCAAAUGUGGAAAGGGGAAGGUGUGCAGCCGGAAUGAAUGCGUGGAUCUUCAAACUGCUUACAGGAACACCAACUGUUCAUCAAAAUGCUCCGGGCAUGCAGUGUGCAAUCACAGAAGUGAGUGUCAGUGCGAGCCCGGCUGGUUGCCUCCUUCAUGCGAUGGCAGAGACAAGGAGUUCCGCUCCCUUUCGGACGGAGCCACUGCCGCCAUCGCCGUGACCGUUUUGCUUGUGAUUCUGGGGGUCGUCGCAAUCAUUCUGGGGCUCAUCUGGAAAAAACGACAGCGUGCCGCGUUGCCAACAGUAAGGAGGCCACCGGCUGCGGAGAACUCUGCUUUGCGUCUUAACCAAGCACAAGUCCCGCCCACGCGAGUGGAACAGGCCAGGAGGCUAAAACCCAAAGGAGCUCCACCUCCACCUCCUGCAGCAAAAAACACACCCAAGCCUGCAAGCCAAAACUACUACCAGGGAGUUCGUCAGGCUCUGAGGCCGGUCCCUCCACCAAAGGUUUGAUCAACCAUCUAACAGGAAGUGGCACACACAAAUAUUUAAGAGACUUGUCCUGCUCCCAGCAAGAGGAAAGCAGAGAAGACUUUAGUCCUUUUAUGGGAUAUUUUUAAUGCUGUCAGGACUUUUUUUUUUAUUUUUUAAAUCCUGCAAUUUCAUAUAUUUUAGAUUUUGUCACAAAAACAGAGCCAUUUAAUUGCUAGUGACUGAACUCUUUCAACACUAUUCAGUGAUUGCAAUUACAUUCCAACAUUUUAUAAAUCCAUUUUUUUAAACAAAUUUUCCCACAAGAAAUCCAAUUUAAAAACCCUGUUUCCAUAUGAGCAAAUUGUGUUAGAUGUAAAUAUAAACAGAAUACAAUGAUUUGCAAAUCCUUUCCAACCCAUAUUCAGUUGAAUGCACUACAAAAACAACAUAUUUGAUGUUCAAACUCAUAAACUUAUUUUUUUUUUUAGGAAAUAAUCAUUGUCUUAGAAUUUCAUGGCUGCAACACGUGCCAAAGAAGUUGGGAAAGGUGGCAAAAAUACUGAUAAACUUGAGGAAUGCUCAUCAAACACUUAUUUGUGUGCAGGCUAAUUGGGAACAGGUGGGUGCCAUGAUUGGGUAUAAAAACAGCUUCCCAAAUAAUGCAAAGUAAUUCACAAGAAAGGAUGGGGCGAGGUACACCCCUUUGUCCACAACUGUGUGAGCAAAUAGUCAAACAGUUUAACAACAACGUUUCUCAAAGUGCAAUUGCUAGAAAUUUAGGGAUUUCAACAUCUACGGUCCAUAAUAUCAUCAAAAGGUUCAGAGAAUCUGGAGAAAUCACUCCACGUAAGCGGCAUGGCCGAAAACUAACAUUGAAUGACCGUGACCUUUGAUCCCUCAGACGGCAUUGUAUCAAAAACCGACAUCAAUCUCUAAAGGAUAUCACCACAUGGGCUCAGGAACACUUCAGAAAACCACUGUCACUAAAUACAGUUCCUCGCUACAUCUAUAAGUGCAAGUUGAAGCUCGACUAUGCAAAGCGAAAGCCAUUUAUCAACAACAUCCAGAAACGCCGCCGGCUUCUCUGGGCCCGAGAUCAUCUAUGUUGUCUUUGUAGCAUAUUCAACUGAAUAUGGGUUGAAAAUGAUUUGCAAAUCAUUGUAUUCUGUUUAUAUUUACAUCUAACACAAUUUCCCAACUCAUAUGGAAACUGUGUAUUUGUUCCAAUAUUUACACACAUUUUUUAAUAGAUAAUAGUUAUAUUUGUACAUGUAAUGAAACACAUGAAUAAAAUGUAGAAAACAACAUUUAACAUACAUUUUAUCAUGACUGUAGACUCUUCCUUGACACAGAUAAGCGGAGAGUUUGUGUCAAAGUGCAACUUUCUUCGACCCAAUUUGUUUUUUACAACAGUAUUGUAUAUAAAAUAAACAGAGAGUGACUCACCAAA